AUGAUGAACAAGAACUGGAAGUUUGUAAGAUUAAGACAAGAGUUUGGAGUUGGUGUUGUGUUGUUUUUGUUAUGUCAAAGUUUGGUUUGUCGGUCGUUGAAUGAAGAAGGAUUGGCGUUGUUGAGAUUGAAAGAAAGAGUUGUGAAUGAUCCGUUUGGUGCUUUUUCGGAUUGGAAGGAAGAAGAUGGACUGUUUGACCAUUGUUCUUGGUUUGGUGUCGAGUGCUCUGAUGGCAAAGUUGUUGUUCUGAACUUGAAAGAUCUUUGUCUUGAAGGAACAUUGGCACCUGAGCUUGGAACUCUAAUUCACAUUAAGUCUAUUAUUCUGCGGAACAACUUGUUUACUGGGAUCAUCCCUGAAGAGAUUGGAGAACUGAAGAAAUUAGAGGUGCUGGACUUGGGAUACAAUAACUUCAGUGGACCAGUUCCACCUGAACUUGGCAGCAAUCUCUCACUGAUGAUCCUUUUACUGGACGAUAAUGAGCUUCUGAUCAGUAGUUUCUCUCCCGAGAUUGCUGAACUUCAGAAGCUUUCGGAAACUCAAGUGGAUGAAAACCAACUAUCUAUCACGGCUAAAUCAUCCUGCAAGAAAAGAUUCAACACAUGGAACAUUGGCCAAUCUGAAGAUGCAGUGCAGAGGAGACUUCUGCUAGCAGCAGCUGCCCCUUCACCAGAGGGACCACCAUCUUUUAGCUUUUCAAAAAUACCUCCUCAGCCUCAUGCACCUCAAAUUGGACCUCAUCCUGCAUCUGCUGAAACUUCCCCAAAUAGUACUUAUAACAGAGAUGAUCCUCAUAAACGACGUUCUUCUGCUCAAGCUCCUGCUCCAUCAGAAAAUAAUACAGGAUCACCUAAUGCUUCUGAUCCAUCCUCUUCAGGAAGCAAACCUACAAGUUCUCAUUCUAAUUCAAAUCAGCGGCCUACAAUAAUAGCAGGAGCCAUAGGGGGUGCCAUAUUUCUUCUCAUAUUAAUCGUUGGUACCUAUCUCUUUGAAGCUUCUAAGGUAUCUACUGUGAAACCUUGGGCUACAGGGCUAAGCGGACAGCUUCAGAAAGCAUUUGUAACUGGUGUACCAAAGCUGAAGAGAUCAGAGCUUGAAGGAGCCUGUGAAGAUUUCAGCAAUGUGAUUGGUUCUUCAACAAUUGGCACUGUGUACAAAGGGACAUUGUCUAAUGGGGUCGAAAUAGCCGUGGCCUCUGUCCCAGUGAAAUCUGCCAAAGAUUGGUCAAAGCCUUUAGAAACACAGUUCAGGAAGAAGAUCGACACAUUAUCAAAAGUGAACCACAAAAAUUUUGUCAACCUUCUCGGUUAUUGUGAGGAAGAGGAGCCUUUUACUAGGAUGAUGGUUUUUGAAUAUGCUCCAAAUGGGACACUCUUUGAGCAUUUACACAUUAAAGAAUCCGAGCACUUGGACUGGCCAAUGAGGUUGAGAAUCAUAAUGGGCAUGGCUUACUGCCUUGAGCAUAUGCACCAGCUGAACCCACCCAUUCCCCACAACAACCUGUCCUCCUCUGCUGUCAAUCUAACAGAAGACUAUGCGGCAAAAAUGUCAGACCCCUGUUUCUGGAAUGAGAUAACUGCAGCAGAGAGGGAAGCAGACAGAACAAACCUUGAAGAUCCACCACUAUCAAGCCUGGAAAGCAAUGUUUAUACCUUGGGCGUAUUGUUAUUUGAAAUAUUAACGGGUAGGAUGCCUUACUUGGUGGAUAACGGUUCACUUGAAGACUGGGCAUCAGACUAUUUGAGAAGGAAGCAAGCCCUCAUAGAGAUGGUUGAUCCAACUCUAAACUCUUUUGACAGGGAUCAACUUGAGGAACUCGGGAAGGUCAUAAAAUCUUGUGUCCACCCUGAACCUAGAUGUAGACCAGAUAUGAAAGAAGUCAGUGCAAGAUUGAGAGAGAUCACUGCAAUCACACCUGAUAGUGCAAUCCCAAAACUUUCUCCUCUUUGGUGGGCAGAGCUCGAGAUCAUGUCUGCCGAAACAAGCUAGGGGGAUGAAGUUGAGGUUGUAAGUAUGGGACUUGGAUGUUUUCUGUCUGCUGCUGGUGGAGAGGCGAAAAGAAUAAGUUUGCCCGUAAACCAGCACUGGUUGUAUUUACUUCUAGAGAAAUGGAAAGUUUGUUGUAUAUAUUUGAGAUAGAGAGGAAAUCCAGGAAAUUUUCCUUGUUUUUGGUUUUCAGUGUGAAAAUACAUAAAAGAAGAAGAAGAAAAGCAUAAUUGCAAGCUGCUUGAUUUCUAUUUGUUCAUUGUUA
Theobroma cacao (cacao) is the source of this 2251-nucleotide messenger RNA. RefSeq names its product putative inactive receptor-like protein kinase At3g56050. The record is from RefSeq and is a predicted model, not a curated record. Gene Ontology annotation, biological process: protein phosphorylation. Gene Ontology annotation, molecular function: protein binding; ATP binding; protein kinase activity. Lineage: Eukaryota; Viridiplantae; Streptophyta; Magnoliopsida; Malvales; Malvaceae.